ACUUUAUAACCCCAAAAACAUUAAUUUCUUCCUUAAAUAACUAAAAAAUCUUGAUUUGGUUUUUAGAAGAGAAUAAUAAGAACAAAAAAAGAUGGGGUUAAGAGACAUUGGAGCAACUCUGCCACCUGGGUUCAAGUUCUAUCCAAGUGAUGAGGAACUGGUUUGUCAUUAUCUUUACAAAAAGAUUACAAAUGAACAAGUUUUGAAGGGUACUUUGGUUGAAAUUGAUUUGCAUACUUGUGAGCCAUGGCAGCUUCCUGAGGUGGCUAAGCUGAAUGCAAACGAAUGGUACUUCUUCAGCUUCAGAGAUAGGAAGUAUGCAACCGGAUUCCGAACCAAUCGGGCGACGGCAUCUGGAUACUGGAAAGCAACCGGGAAAGAUCGUACGGUUGUGGAUCCUUCAAGUCGUGAGGUUGUAGGGAUGCGAAAGACUUUGGUGUUCUACAGGAAUAGAGCUCCUAAUGGUAUCAAAACUGGUUGGAUCAUGCAUGAAUUUCGUCUUGAGACCCCACAUAUGCCUCCCAAGGAAGACUGGGUAUUAUGCAGAGUUUUCCACAAAGGUAAAGGAGAUGAUCUUGAAUCAAACAUCAACAACAAAUUCAACUCAUCAGAUUUCACAUUUGAUAACACAAUCAAUCAUCAUCAACUUCAGCUUCCUUGUGGGUAUCAACAACAAUUAUUAUCAGCAUCAUCAUCAACACCACCACCACCUCCUGAUCAAACAUUGCUGAACUUUCUUCAACUUUCCCAAGAAACAAACACUACCAACAACCCCAUUACUGAAUUAAUAAGCUCAAAAGGAGAUGAUAAUGGUGAUUAUGGGUUUUUCUGGGAUGAGAUGAGCUUGGAAGAAACAAGCUUGGCUGAUGGAUCAAGUGGCUUAAGAUUUGAUUUGGGUAAUAACACUAAUAAUAUGGUUUUCUUAUAAAUUUUUAUUUUUAUUUAGGUAAUAGUAAAAGAGUUUUUAUACAUACAUCCAUUUGUUGAUUUAUGAAAAAAAUUAUAGUAUAUUAGUGUUUGGAUUUUUUGAGAAACAAAUUCUCAAAAGGUUUGAUUUGCUUCAAAUAGUGUUAGGAAGGAUUUGUAUUAGUGUGUCUAAUUUGAUUAGGGUUUUGUUUUGUUUUGUUUGCAUACAAUGUUUAUGUAAUCAUAUAUGUACAAAUUGAAUCAUUAUAAAUAUAUAUUCUCAUAA
Messenger RNA from Mercurialis annua (annual mercury), 1192 nucleotides. Its product is annotated as protein CUP-SHAPED COTYLEDON 3-like. Lineage: Eukaryota; Viridiplantae; Streptophyta; Magnoliopsida; Malpighiales; Euphorbiaceae. The record is from RefSeq and is a predicted model, not a curated record. The coding region runs from base 92 to 928 and encodes 278 amino acids. Gene Ontology annotation, biological process: regulation of DNA-templated transcription. The transcript has 3 exons. Gene Ontology annotation, molecular function: DNA binding.